This is a messenger RNA of Dermacentor albipictus, 5004 nucleotides long. NCBI's taxonomy places the organism in Eukaryota, Metazoa, Arthropoda, Arachnida, Ixodida, Ixodidae. The record is from RefSeq and is a predicted model, not a curated record.
UAGUUUAAUUAGAAUAGACGCUGUAUUCAUCGACUUCGCAAAAGCGAAUGAUAAGGUGACUCAUAGUCGUCUCAUAGUGAUAAUGGAUGAACUUCACAUAAGCAGGAAUGUGAUGAACUGAAUCGUUAAUUUUCUAGGUAAGUGACGGAAGUUGGUUUCUGCUAAUGAAUCUUGAUCCGCACUGAAACAUGUAAAUUAUAAUUGGCCUCAGGGAUCGGUGCUUGAGCCUGCCCCGUUCAGUAUUUACAUUGUUAUAGGCAAUGAGCUCACUUCCACUGUCAGGUUAUUUGCCGAAGGCUGUGUUAUUUACAGAAAGAUUAAUCCUGAUAGUACUAAUUUCCCGCAGUCGGACCUUGAUGAACUCGUUAAGUGGUGCGAGAAAUGGCAGAUGGCGAUAAACAUCUCCAAAACAAAAGCCAGGACGUUUACCACGACCACUGUAACCUUAACUUUCUUUUGCUCUAUUAAUAACGUCGCCAUUGAAAAUGUGUCCGCAAUAAAAUGUCUAGGCGUCCACACUUCUUCGGACCUGACGUGGCACCAGCACAUCGAUUAUAUAGAUAGCAGAGACUCAAGAACCCUCGGUUUUUUUUUUAGGCGCCACUUGUACUCCUCAAACCAAGUGACUAAAUUUUCUCAUACGUUACUUUCGUUAGACCGCAACUAGAAUACGUGGCUAUCAUUUGGAGUCGGCAUUAAGAAUACCUUACCAACAAGCUCUAACCGUUACAGGAUGAGACUCGGAAUUGUCACAAAAAUAUAUUCUCGUUACUAAUGCAUAACGACGUUAAAUCAUCUCUAAAUUUAUGCAUGCUCGAAGAAGCCUUGUUACGGUACAAUCUCACUUUUUCCGACUAUAUCAUAAGCCCUCGACAUUUGCAGAAGUCCAUACAAAACCGACUAUUCGUAUUUUUCCCUGAUUAAGUCACCCUUUUAAGGUACAGCCACAUAGUUCGUCCGUACUAAAGUUAUGCAUCAGUCACGCUUCCUUGCCAUCUACGAUUGGAACAAAGUGCCCGCUGAAAUUGCUUCCGAGAACAAUCACGAUGAUUUUGUUAAUAAACUGAAGUGCUAAAGCAUACUGCACGCAAUAGGGUUUUGAGGACCUUUAGUUUUAUCUUAUAUUUCCAUCUUUUAUUUGUAUAUCUCAAUUUCGUAUAUGUAAUCGUGUAUCUUGUAUUACUUGCGCUGCUAUGUAUAUUGUUCAUUCAUUGCGCUUUUUCAACGCCCUAUGCAAUACUUGUAAACGUGCCUUCAGCUUACGUUAACAAGAAAAAGGAUAACUCUCAUUGAUGGGCGGACGGCCAUUGGCUCGGGAGAGCAACAUCUAGGGCGACCACUUUCGUAGGCUAUCACACCAGCUCUGUAACAGUAUGCUGAGUAUACUGCCGAAAGCGUUUUUCGCCUUGUGCUAAGAUCGCCAUCUGUUGGUGCACAGAAUAGUUAAAGGUGUCGUGUCCUCAUGCCUUUCACCCUGUUGCUCACACACGCGUGCUAUGUCUUUUAUUUUUCAUUGGUGCCGAGAACGAAUGGCACGAGAUCGACAUGUUCGUGCCGUGCACUCUUCGGUCGGGCAAAGACGAUGCUGGCCUUUCCUGCGUCAUCACCGUGUCAAGUAUGGGAGGCAGCACGGUGGCCUGCUAUUCGAGUCAAGCAAGCAAGGCCAUCGCCAUCGCUCUUGGUUCAAACAACGCGGAGGCGGACAGACGGACCACAUUCGGCUUCCUAGAAGACGAGGAUCAGGAUCUGCGUCGGAAGAAGUACAGUGCCUGACUAUACCAGCCGUACCAACAAGAUGUUCUUGCGUACCUGUAUUUUGCUGCCGGCCCUGUGGAGCUCGCGGCCAGUUCAAGUUCGGUAAUGUCAACUUGGUGGCCACCAUAAGGGGCCUGGUGUCUUGCUACGCACCCUGCAGACCUGCGGUUCUAGAGGUGACUUGCCCUGCCGGCGGUCCUGGUGUCCAGAUGUUCUUGCGUACCUGUAUUUUGCUGCCGGUUCUGUGGAGGUCGUGGCCAGAUAAAGUCCGGCUCUGUCAACCUGGUGGCCACCAUAAUGUGCUUGGUGCCUUCCUACGCACACGGCAGACCUGCGGUUCUAAGGGUGACUUGCCUGCCCUGUGGUCCUGGUGGCCAGAUGUUCUUGCGUACCUGUAUUGCCGGCCCUGUGGAGCUCGUGGCCAGCUAAAGUCCGGCCCUGUCAACCUGGUGUUCACCACGUGGGGUGUGGUGUCUUGCAACGCACCCUGCAAACCUGGUGAUCACCUGUCCUUGUGCGCCCUGGUGUAUUGUUAUCCGAGCAGCAGAUGAGGCGAUGCUGGCCUUUCGUGCAUCGUAACCGCGACCAGCGUGGGUGGCAGCAUGGUGACCGACUAUAGUAGCCAGACUAGCAAGACCUCUUGGCCAGCUGUUCUAUAGGCCUGGUGACUUGCCCACCCUGACGACCUGGUGGCCAGCUGUUCUAGCGACCAAGUAUCAUUUUGUCCGCUCGGCGCACCCCGUGGCAAGAUCUUCUAGCGGCCAGAUGUCCUGCGGAUCUUGUGGCUAGCUGUUAUAGCGACCAGUUCUGGCGACCUGGUGUCUUGCCGCUUGCCCGGACCUGGUGGCCAGCUGCUCAACCGACUUUGUAUGCUGCUGAAGAAAAGAUUGGCUGGGCGGUGUAGAAUCACAGGAGGCGAAAUUCUUUUUCUAUCACAAUUUCUUUGUAAAAGCGGAUGGUUGGGCCUCGCUAGAGGGCGCAACGUGGCCAGAAGGAAGCGCGAGAGAAGAUGGCUUCACCUGCGCGGUGAAGCCGGAGCGCGUCCGCCACGUCGGCCACAGCCUGGGUGCCCAGACGGGACACUUCUUCGGCGAAGGACGUCACGCAGCUCACGGGAAGCCUCGUCGGACCCGUCACCGGUGAAGCACAGACCAAGGCGGGCCGCGUCCACGUCGGCACCGCCAGGCCGAGCCUUAUGGCGUCAUCGUGGACCCUCUGGACAGCCCGUAGCUGAUCUUUAUAUGAAGAGCUUGCCAUCAACUUGUGCCGUUGCGGAGCAGCGUGCUCACUGGAAGUGGCGAUUAUGGCGAGCAUGUCUCCACCACGGAGUUCGAACGGCUGUCCCUCGACCAGGAACAAGUUGGUAUGUGGUCCGCUGCACAGCCGCUGACCCAGCCUCGAGUGGUCCUGCUCAAACGUCAGCUCUGGAAUCUGUGUAAAAGCGGCCACGUUUAUGUUCACGAUGAAGUGGCCAUCGGCACCAUUGCCCACAAAUAUGGACAACGCGUUGUUUCGUGCGCGCACACACACGCGCACACGCAUACGCGCACACACGCAUACGAACACGCAUACGCACACACGCACACACACACAGACACAGGAAACAGCGCUGGCCAUGAGGCCAGAAGACGACAAUGACGACGUGUAAUGCCGGUGACAUGCACGAUGACUGUCAUGUCAAGUGCCGUGAGCUGAACUAAUUUAGUGUUGCCAGGGGCAGUUCCUGGUUAGUCUAAGGAGAGCUGGAGGUGGGGCCGUGGGAGGAGAGAUCAUCGAAAUACAGCACGUAUAGGACCGGGGCUUACCUAGCUGUCCAAUUGGUAAAGGUAUAGGAAAGACAAGCAGUAGAAUGUUCGUUGAACGCCGUAGUUGGGAUGGAUAGCUGGUGGAACGGAAAACUAGACGAAAUUUCAGAAAAGUGUGUCUAAGCAUAACGCGACUGCCCCGCCUUCUUCUGCCUAGGAACGCACUUCUACCGUCCUUGUCGUUCGCUGUACGUCCGUUCUGUACGUCCGCUGUACGUCCGUACGUCCGUGGACGUACGUCCACCUAACAUGACGUAGCCUAACAUAAGGUUAACCUGCUCUAAUUAACCCCAGGCUUUUGUUGUGUGUUCUGGCGCUGGAUUCAGCGUGGAAAAUUAUUCAUCAAGUAUGAAGUAUUAGCGCAUAAGGGCAGGCCCGGUUUACCUGAGCACGUUUAAGUGUUCCAAGUUGCCCGCUGCGCGCAGUAGCAUCAGCUGCGCAUCGCCGUUACGAAGGGCGGGAGCGGAAAAAGGAAGGGAGCAAUGUAUAGCAAGUUUCCACGCUGCCGCUGCCGAAGCACCAAUAGGCAUCGUUUGCAUGAUACUGACGGCGCAAACUAAUAAACGUGUGGCAUUCUUCGCAUCUCUUACUACCAACUGCGUUCGUAGACGAAAGAUGGCGGGGCUGUUGUGAUCUAUUGUAAAACGCGCAAUGUGAGUGUGGUUACUAUAGGCUCGUCAAGCUGGUGCAGCGAAGUCUGCCGAGGCAACCAGCCUGGAGUGGACUGUCGGAGUUUCGCUUGGUUGAAAGCUAGUUGAGUGUCCAUAGCAAUAGAAAUUAGCGAGACAAAAGGACUACAAAACUGGUAAUCGGUGUGCCCAGUGUUGCAUUCCUGCACGAGCGUUUGCUGGAAGUACGUAAUUUCUCUGAAGUUUAAAAUGAACUGUUUCGCCUACUUCAGCCUCUUUAUUAAAUUGCUUCGAUAAAUAUAGACAGUAGCAGGAGAAAAAAAAACGGCUUUAAUUCAAGCACCCUUGUUGAUGUUCCGCUACUGACCGCGUAUGGGUAUCUUUUAUUUGACCAAAUAAGGCAGCCCGAAAACAGUGAAAAUAAUGUUUCUAUUGAAAAUCACGUUUGAGAAAAAGGUGAUCUCGCACUACGUUUGUGAGUUCCACCCGCCGCACAGCAGUGCAAAAUUUUUGAGAGAUUCGCAAGAGUGUUUGUUAUCCGCAUAGUGUUUUCACCAAGCCACCAAGGUGGUUAAGGAGCUUUUUAACCCUGUAAUGCCUAACGCACUUUCUCUAUACUGCGCUGUUUGAGGCGGCAAAGUUCGAAUUAUCGCGAGUGAAAAACAAGUAGCGACAGUAUUAGGCUGGAGCCCAUUCUAGUUAUUGAAUAGCUUAAGAUUUCAAUUGUUAUGUUGAUUGUUAAUUAUCUUCGCUCAUACAUAGUGUGUCUAGUGCAAAUGUACCCUCCAUGGCGAAAAAUAAAGGUGGAAAAAUUC